Hordeum vulgare subsp. vulgare (domesticated barley) is the source of this 1884-nucleotide messenger RNA. RefSeq names its product probable glycerol-3-phosphate acyltransferase 3. Gene Ontology annotation, biological process: cutin biosynthetic process. Gene Ontology annotation, cellular component: membrane. The record is from RefSeq and is a predicted model, not a curated record. The transcript has 4 exons. Bases 1 to 1641 code for a protein of 546 amino acids. Lineage: Eukaryota; Viridiplantae; Streptophyta; Magnoliopsida; Poales; Poaceae. Gene Ontology annotation, molecular function: glycerol-3-phosphate 2-O-acyltransferase activity; phosphatase activity.
AUGACCACGAGGCCUGACUCGUCAUCCAACCCUCGGCUGGCUAACUUCGGCCUUAUGCCAUGGCCGGCACGCCAGUGGCUCUACCUCCCCAUCCAUCAAUGUCGCUACUUCUGGGAGCACGACAUCCCGACGCCAGGGCCAGACGUUGAUCAGUUGCAGGACUCACACCUCAACCCUGACAAAGUGUCAAUGUCGGCGAUGCCGCGGUCUAACCAUGCGUGGAUGGUAGAGAUUCGAUGCUGCCAUGUUGAACUCCCGUCGAGCUCCGCCGCCACCCAGAGUGCACGAAGGAUCUUGGUUCACCAACGCAUACGAGGUCCAUCGUUGGCAGAGCUUGGGAGGUCUCCUGAGGAAGUAAAAUCAAAGAUCAUGAUCAUGGUGUGCUUCGUGGGGUUAAGGGAAGAGAAGGUGGUCAGGGUUGCACGGGCUACUUUGCCCAAGUAUUUCCUAGAGGAUUUGGGGAGAGAAGGACUUGAGGUGGUGAGUGGGGUGAAGAGGGUGGCAGGGGUUUGUAGAUUGAUCCCUAGGGUUAUGGCGGAAGCAUUUCUUAAGGAGUAUACAGAAUUUGAAGUGGUUGUGGGAAGGGAGGUAAAGAUGAUAAGAGGGCGUUAUGUUGGUUUUUUGAGAAAGGAGAGUGAAGGAAGGCUAGGGCAGGCAAAGUUCGACCAAAACGAGAUGAUAGGGUUUGGAAGCAGCUCAAGCUAUUUUGACUAUGAUCAUCACCAGCUUUUCUCUCGGUGCAAGCAAGUAUACUUGGUGACACCAGAAGAAAAGAGAAAAUGGUCACCCUUGUCAAGGGACCAGUACCCAAGGCCCCUGAUCUUCCAUGAUGGCAGGCUAGCCUUUAGGCCUACCCCUCAAGCCACCCUAGCCAUGUUCAUGUGGCUCCCACUUGCCCUCCCUCUCACCGUGCUCCGAACAAUAAUUUUUGUGAAACUACCAUAUUCUAUCUCCGUCGCAAUCGGGUCUGUAAUAGGAGUGACGACCCGGGUCAUCAACUCACCAGUCGACACUGGUAAAGUGGGCUCUGAACCACAUGCCCAGCCCAGCCCACAGGGCCAUCUUUACGUGUGCAACCACCGCACACUUCUCGACCCGGUCUACAUCUCGGCAAUGCUGAACAAGCAGGUGUCGACCGUCACAUACAGUGUCAGCCGUGUAAGUGAGCUCCUAUCGCCGAUCGGGACUGUCCGGCUGACCCGAAACCGAGAUGAGGACUGGAGGAGGAUGGAGCAGUCACUGAAGCAGGGGGACCUGGUGGUCUGCCCUGAGGGGACCACAUGCAGGGAGCCAUACCUGCUCCGCUUCAGCCCUCUGUUUGUCGAGCUCGUUGAUGAGGUCUACCCAGUGGCACUGGUGAACUGGUCCAGCAUGUUCCAUGGCACCUCCACCGGCAAUUUCAAGUAUCUAGACCAUUUCUACUACUUUAUGAACCCACGCCCAGCAUAUGACGUUCAGUUCAUGGACAAGAUGCCAACAAGGAUGGUGAUCCAAGGGAAGAGAUGCGAGAGCAAAGAGGUGGCCAAUUUGGUACAAGGUGAGAUUGGUAGGAUUCUUGGGUUUCGAUCCACCACACUCACCCGUAAGGACAAGUACCUAAGGCUGGCAGGAAAUGAAGGGUUUGCUGAUACAAAGCAGUGAAGUCUCUAUACUAUAAACAUAACAUGUUGCUGGCUCUUGCUCGCGACAUAACACAUAGUUGCAAUAUAUAAAAUUUAAGAUUUCCAUAGGUUGCUUUUUAGUUGUGCACAAGUGCAUAACCACAGUUAAUACCAUGUGUGCUAUCAGAGUGGUGUGACUACCUUUGUUGGACUAUUGAGAAAACUUGUGGAUGUACCAAAAUAAGAAGCAUAUGUUAAUGUUAGUAUGUUCGUUAUGCAUUUA